CAUUUUCGUUUGACUUGGGAUCACUAACAAAGGUUCUUCAAACCAAACAACAGCUAAGCUUCCGUGUCCGUUUCGAAAUCGAACACCACGCAGUACACACGUGGCAGCCUCUAACUAGUUUUGCGAUCCUAAUCGUGGCUCGACCAAAUCCAACAAACAUGGAAAGGAAGUAUUCAACAUUGGAAAAUCCCAGAGCAAGAAAGUCCCAGAGUAUGGAUGCUUGUGCUCCCUUGCCGGUCCCACAAUACGACGUUUCUGGAGCAUCUGGAGGGCCUCCAAAAGCUGGUCAUGAUCCACGAAUGGACCUAGAGUCAUUCGAACCUAGGGAUUUCCAGAAUUCGGCUCAGAAUAAUCAAAGAUCCUCUGGAAAGAACAAGAAAAGUGAGCAAGAUCCAACUGCGAUCCUUCUGAAAUCGACACACGAUGGAGACGACGACUGUAUGCCACAAGAAGAGGUCGAGGAUUAUCUCCUACCGUACUUAACUGGAGAAAAGGAGAUCGCCUACACAAUGUCAGUCAAAUUAAGGGAGCCCAAUGUACCGGAAUCAGACAUUCGAUUGGCAAUCCUUACACAAUUCGCCGCCCCCCCUCCACUCAUGUUCACCCAAGGCAAAUCAAUCUCAAGGACUACAGGGCCUUUUUGGGACAAACCGAUUGUGGCAACAACAACUGAAUUUGACUCAAGGGAAAUGCAUGCACAAUUGGAAGCUACUAUCCGAUCCGAAUUCAUCCGGGAUGUGCCCUUGCCCAGAGAAUAUUGGAAAAGAGAUAACUAAAAACAGCAAGUUAGAUCGCAUUGCUGUUUCCCGGGAUUUAUAUCAUUUGUUUUGGAUGAUGUUAUCAAGAAUAAAAUGGUAACCUUU
Molecule: messenger RNA, 863 nt
Organism: Tigriopus californicus
Lineage: Eukaryota; Metazoa; Arthropoda; Copepoda; Harpacticoida; Harpacticidae
Exons: 2
Coding region: 159-776 (205 amino acids)
Source: RefSeq, a predicted model, not a curated record